AUGGGACACCGGCUGAAGCGCCCUCUGAACGUCGCCGAACGCUACAUCCUGUACGGACUGGUCGGCUUCGCCUGCGAAGUACGCGAGCCUUCCUGAUUGUGUGAAUGAAAGCAAAAGGUGUGCUUCACGGCGACGUUCGAGGUGGCCAUCGCCGGAAACCGCAAACUCAUCGGCGUCACCUCCGUCUACGUCUUCUUCGUCUACGCCACCGCCAUCCUCGUCAUCGAGCGCAUCUAUCUCCGAAUUUCGGUUGGUACUCAUUUUUCCCUCGUACCUAGGGGAGUGGUCCUUGAUAAGGAGGACUCCUUAUAGGGACAAGUUUACGGGGCCCCCUCUAGGGACCGCUUGACCUCCUCCUAGGAGCCAACUUGUCACAAAAUAUAGAACGGAAUAUAAACUUUUUUGAGAAUUUGUAGAAGAUCCUUCCCUACCUGCCCCUGCGUGCUUUGAUCUACACGCUCGUCUGCUACUUCUGGGAGUUCAGCAGCGGCUUCAUGCUCAAACGCGUCGACGCUUGUCCUUGGGACUACUCCAGGUUCCAUUUCAGUUUAUAGGAAUUUAGUGAAAUCUGAAUAUAAAUUUAAAAAAUUGCGUACAAAUGAUUAUUUAUUUUAAAAAAAGCAGUUCAAUUUUUAAAAAGUUGGAAAUCGUAAUUUUUUUGUGUUCCAUAGGUAUCACUAAAAAAAAUUUUUACAAUCAGUAUCAUCUUUUUCAUUAUUCUGGAGUGAGGUGUUGAAUUAAAACAGUUUGAGCAUUUUUAAAACAGGUUUUUCAAUUAUUUCCUGUUUCUCAGCCGCUUUAUGAUUGUUUCAAAAUAAGAACCUAGCAUUGGACGUUCGCUCAUGACUUGAAAAUAAAUGAAGUUAUAACAGAAACCUAGAGUAGUAGAAAUUCAUAUACAACUUUUGGAGAUUUUUUCUAAAACGCGUCCGACUAGAUACGACUUGCGCCUGGUGACAUCGAAAAGUGUUAAAAAAGUUGUAGCACCACGGCUCUUCAAGUUGAAGUUCAGCUUUUCUUGAAAAUCAUUUUUUUUGAUAUCCAGAAAACCCCAACUUUUAGUUAUUUCGACUACCACUUCAUGGGCCUGAUCACCUUCGAAUACCUGCCUCUGUGGUUCGUGGCGACCAUGUUUGGAGAGAGACUUGUCGUUCGGAAAGCCCUGUCGCUCGCUUUUCUCGUCGAGGAACAGACGUUCGAAGACGUCGCCAGGGCCGAACUCCUUGAUACAGACGUUCAUCAGGAUUGA
Messenger RNA from Caenorhabditis auriculariae, 1249 nucleotides. The record is from the annotation of a GenBank genome assembly. NCBI's taxonomy places the organism in Eukaryota, Metazoa, Nematoda, Chromadorea, Rhabditida, Rhabditidae.